Polistes canadensis is the source of this 726-nucleotide messenger RNA. RefSeq lists its product as uncharacterized. The record is from RefSeq and is a predicted model, not a curated record. NCBI's taxonomy places the organism in Eukaryota, Metazoa, Arthropoda, Insecta, Hymenoptera, Vespidae. Bases 1 to 726 code for a protein of 241 amino acids. The transcript is spliced from 3 exons.
AUGGAUCGUUACGUUUCAACUUAUCGCAAAGAUUACACCUGGCCUUAUCCAAUAAAACAAAAACAUAAACUUCCAACAGACAAAGAUGAGAUCUUUCGAAUAGGUCCUUGCACUUGUGGCAUGGAUCCAAAAGAUCUUCAGGUAGCUAGAAUGUAUGGUGAAAGAUACGAUUGGAGUCGAGUUAGUCCAAUGGGACCACUUUUGGAUCCUAAACUAUACCCUGCUAAAACUGGUCCUAGUCCUGAAACGGAAGAAACACGAUUUGGGCAGCCAGAUGUUUACUUGAAAAAGUUGGAAGAAAAGUAUCCCUAUUUAUAUGGAGUUAUAGAAGGUGGGCCACCUCGAGAAACAAUUAUGGAUGUUGAAAAAGAUAGAAUGAUGACGACGUACAUGAUGGAUUACAACGGAGGUAGAAGAUGGAAUGAAUCUGCUGCGAUCACCGAUGAUGUACAAAUUUGCGAUUCUACGCGAUUAAACGCCAUUAAACGCGAUUGCCGUCCCCAUAUUCGACCUCCUCUACGAAAAUUUCCAAGUAAAUUCGAUCGAAAGGGGAAAGAUAGAAUUUCUCGUAAAAAAUCGGAUGACGUGGAUGGGCAGGAAUUAAGAAUACCAUCAUGGAAAUCAGAAUACCAGGACAAUAUCGGCAAAGUAGGACAUGCUAUAAUGAAGUACAAAUUGCAUUAUCCUGAAAAGAAGCUCGUGCCGAUACGAUUGAUAACUAAUUAA